This is a messenger RNA of Homalodisca vitripennis (glassy-winged sharpshooter), 1854 nucleotides long. RefSeq names its product elongation of very long chain fatty acids protein AAEL008004-like. Lineage: Eukaryota; Metazoa; Arthropoda; Insecta; Hemiptera; Cicadellidae. Gene Ontology annotation, molecular function: fatty acid elongase activity. The transcript is spliced from 8 exons. The record is from RefSeq and is a predicted model, not a curated record. Gene Ontology annotation, biological process: very long-chain fatty acid biosynthetic process; sphingolipid biosynthetic process; fatty acid elongation, saturated fatty acid. Gene Ontology annotation, cellular component: endoplasmic reticulum membrane. The coding region runs from base 120 to 938 and encodes 272 amino acids.
CCCACUUCCCCCUCCGCCCCUCCCCUCACACGAUAACAUUUCAGUUCAUUGUUGUUCUAGUUUUGCAGCGAGGUGGCAAAGUUCUAUUUUUACUCACGUCCAGUGAUCCGUAACACAUUAUGGCUGCAAUUGUGAGGAGCUUCGUUUCAGGAUACCGAUUCUUACUGGAUGAGUAUGCUGAUUCCAGGGUGAAUGACUUCCCUCUGAUGGGGUCACCAGUCCCUAUCCUUGUUGUGAUCUUGGCCUACCAUUACUUUGUCAGUACCCUGGGGCCAAGACUGAUGAAGGAUAGACCACCUCUAGACAUGUACUAUCCCAUGCUAUUGUACAAUUUCCUGCAAAUAGUCAUCAAUGGAGUUUUCGUCUAUAAGGCUUUAAUAAUAGUGUGGCUGCCCAAGAGAUACAGCUUUGUUUGUGAACCUGUUGACUACUCUGACAAUCCAGUAGCUCUUGAGAUUGCUUGGUACACUUGGCUGUAUUUUAUAGUGAAAGUGCUGGAUCUGUUGGAUACUGUGUUCAUGGUUCUGAGAAAGAAGGACAAACAGGUGACAUUCCUCCAUAAAUACCACCACAUCGGCAUGGUCAUCACUGGCUGGGUUGCUACCAAAUAUGUUGCAGGGGGCCACUCUGUGUUCUUCGGCACAGUUAAUUCUUUGGUCCACACCAUCAUGUACUGUUACUACCAAGUCAUGCUGGUGAAGCCUGAGUACAAGAAGGACAUAUGGUGGAAAAAACACAUCACAGAAAUACAACUGGUCCAGUUUAUUGUGACAACGAUGCAUGGCCUUGCAGCACUAUUCAACACUAACUGUGGGUAUCCUAAGUAUCUUCUGGCUUUCUUCAUCCCGCAGGAUGUCUUCAUGUUCUUCCUUUUCAUCGACUUCUACAGAAAGACGUAUUGGUCCAGGAAAUCAAAAGAAGAAGACAAACAAUCUUAGGUGGGAAUCACAUAAACAUUCUCAGAUGUACUUACGAAUCCACUGAACACAGUUUUCAAAAUUGUUAACUUUUCUUCAUAUAAAUUUUGAAAGGUUAUAAGUGAUUCAGACAUUUUCCAUCGUUAUAUGUUAAAAGUGUAACACUAUUUUGUAACAUAUAACGAUGGCAAAUGUUUGAAACCAUAUUAUCUUUUUGGUAACUUUUAAUUUCUGCAUAAAUAGACAAAUUUUCUUCAAUAGACAGUUUUAUAAAAAUCAGGGUGAUUAUCCUAUGUUCCCAUCUAGAAUAAUGUACAAAAAACUGACAAGAUAUAAAUUUAGCAUACAUUUUCAUUCUGUGGAAAAUAGUUAUUGAAGUUGAAUAAUCAAUUAUAUUGUGAUUGGAGAUACAAAAUUUCCUCAAAAGUUUCGUAAUUGAUUUUAAUUUUUAAGGAACAUAUUAUAAUACCUCAAAGUUAUUCUGGAAAUUAAAGAGUAAAAGUUAGUCAUUAACGCUAUUAUAUAACUGAGUUAUUAAAUAUUACAUUUAAAUUUUACAAAAACUCGAACCAUUGCAACAUAUAAUUGUAAAUAAUGUUAUUUUAGGCUAAGUUACAUAUUGUUAGUUCUAAAAGUGUACACGUUUGCUACAUGUGACUGUAUAGUAUAAAAAUAUAUUGUGAUUAAAAUAUAAUAUAUUUUGUUUAUUACACAUAGAUUAUACAACUAUGUAACAGUUAUUUCACAGUUGUUAAAAAUAAAGAGCGUGUGCAAGAGUUAUAUUUUAUUUAUAUUUUUUUAUUUAUUACAUUAUUUUUGCAAUACAUUAAAAAAAUCUAAAACUAUUAAAAAGAAAUAAAUUUUAUAUUACUGUUGACUGUUUAUAUGGAUGGUUCUCAGUAAAUGUUACAAUAAAAAAUCUGUAUUUAGGCCUAUU